Ooceraea biroi (clonal raider ant) is the source of this 1653-nucleotide messenger RNA. Its product is annotated as UNC93-like protein. The record is from RefSeq and is a predicted model, not a curated record. Lineage: Eukaryota; Metazoa; Arthropoda; Insecta; Hymenoptera; Formicidae. Gene Ontology annotation, molecular function: potassium channel regulator activity. Gene Ontology annotation, biological process: regulation of potassium ion transport; regulation of muscle contraction. Gene Ontology annotation, cellular component: plasma membrane; striated muscle dense body.
AUCAUAUUUAAAUACAUGCGUUUUUGAGCAAAAAAACCCUCAAAACUAAAUCACACCCCUAAUAAAAAAGAUCGAUUAUACCUUUAGCAACUCCUGAUCUUGAUCGAUGUUACAAGGAUUUAAAAUAUUAUACUGUAUUAAUGACACAAGAUACUCUCAACUUUACAGGUUUUACAGUUAUAAUUUAUUAUCAUAAAUUAUCAUAAUUUUUUACUUUUCUUAGAGAUUAGAAAGCCAAAACGAAUCAGGAAGCAAGCAGAUAAUGAGAGUUAUUAUAUCCCAAUUAUUAAUACAUCUUAUCAGCUUAAUCUUUGACACUGAGAAUCUGUGACACACGAAGCUUAUGAAUUGAAUUCGCGAUGGGUGGUUUUCGACGAAUUGAAAAGAGAGAAAUGAAGAAUAUUGAAUCGAAUCUUUUUGUGUCUGCUUCCAGGCGUACAUCUCCUGCGCUCUGGGUGUCCACAGGGUCGGCUACGUCAUGAUCUGCUUCGGGGUGGUCAACGCAGGCUGUUCGUUGUUGUUCGGUUCGUUAAUGAAAUUCGUCGGUAGACAGCCACUAAUGGCGCUGGGUGCCAUCGUUCAUGCCUCCCUCGUAGUCGUUCUUCUCAUGUGGAAGCCUCACCCUGAGAAUCCCUAUGUCUUUUACUCCGUGUCGGGAUUGUGGGGUGUGGGUGAUGCUGUGUGGCAGACGCAGGUUAAUGGGCUCUACGGCACGCUGUUCAGGCGCAACAAAGAAGCGGCCUUCUCGAACUACAGGCUGUGGGAGAGCGCCGGCUUCGUGAUCGCCUAUGCGUACAGCACGCACCUCUGCGCCCGUAUGAAGCUGUACGUGCUGCUGACGGUGCUGAUCACUGGCACCACGGGCUAUGUCAUUGUCGAGCUGCUGCACAGGCGCAAGCAACGACGACUCAAAGCGAUCGCUGAGGACCCGAAGGCCGCCCAAAUCGAGGCGAAUCAGCCGGAGGAGACCGACGACGAAAAGGACGACCUCGACGACGAGAUCAUCAUCACCCACCUGUGAGUGAGCCAGAUUGACGCAUUGAAGUCGUUACAAAAACGUCCGCUCGCGCCGUUUUCCCGUCUCGUCGAGGAGGAUUCGAGACGAUGGCCGGAGGACGGGAUCGACCGAUCUCGAUCAGGUAUCCUCUCCUCCGUUGCAUCUGACGAACUCUUCUACUUAUUUCCCCUCAUUUUUGUUCACCGAUUGACUCAGUGAUUCGCCAAGGAUUGUUUAUUCAUUGCGGAGGGUAAAAGUCGGAGGGGCGCGAGUCGGAAUGACGGAUGUGUAUGUAUGAAUGUGUAUGUGCGUGUGUGUAUGCACGAUACUUCCACGAUGAAGUGGAAAUGCCGAACGUCGACAUCGCUUCGCGCGAACACUCGAGGGUGUGAUUCGGCUGCCACCUUCCUCGGCGGGACCGGAAGAGUGUGGCAGAGGCGCAGGAGGGGCUUGGCGAUCGUGGAAUUGCUGAGCUUAUGUCAUUUAAUGCCUCGUUGUUUGAAGAUAAGAGACAAUGAAGCGAUCGCUGUACACCAGUGAACGGCAUUCCUAAUCAGAUAUAAGAAUGGCGUUAUCAGUCACACAUCGCGGUAGACGGACUCACUUGCGUGAGGUGUCAGUGUGCGUCUGUAUGUUUAAAACAGUAUUCUUCCUGC